Fukomys damarensis (Damara mole-rat) is the source of this 1329-nucleotide messenger RNA. Its product is annotated as butyrophilin-like protein 2. NCBI's taxonomy places the organism in Eukaryota, Metazoa, Chordata, Mammalia, Rodentia, Bathyergidae. The record is from RefSeq and is a predicted model, not a curated record. The transcript is spliced from 6 exons. Bases 42 to 770 code for a protein of 242 amino acids. Gene Ontology annotation, molecular function: signaling receptor binding. Gene Ontology annotation, cellular component: external side of plasma membrane. Gene Ontology annotation, biological process: T cell receptor signaling pathway; regulation of cytokine production.
UCCUUGUUAAGCCCGAACAAAGAGCAUGGGUUUUCUUAGGCAUGUUUUCUCCUGUGUGUGCCCCAGGGAGGAUGGUGGAAUUUCCAGGUUACAGUCUCUCCGGUGUGCUUGCCUCCUACUUCUUCCUCCUGCUGACCGUGAAGCAUCAAGAGAAACUGCAGACUGAGAGGGCUUCCCUAAAAGUGAUUGGACCUUCCCAGCCCAUCCUUGUCCAAGUAGGAGAAGACAUUCAGCUGACCCGUUACCUGUCCCCCAAGACUAAUGCCCAGAGCACGGAGGUGAGGUGGCUCCGAUCCCUUCGGUACCCCGCAGUUCAUGUGCAUAUGGAUGGGGACCACGUGGCUGGAGAACAGAUGUCAGAAUACAGAGGGAGGACUUCACUGGUGAGCAACACCAUCCACGAGGGGAGGCUCACCCCGCAGAUCCACAAGGCCAGAACCCCCGAUGAUGGGCAGUACCGGUGCCUGUUUGAAGAAGACGGCGUCUACCAAGAGGCCAGCUUGGAUGGGAGGGUGGCAGGGAAGGAUUCUAUGUUUUGGAUCCAACACCCAGGGGCAGAGGAUGGAGCGAAACAGCUGCUGUGCACUUCUGACGGUUGGUUCCCACCUCCCCACGUGCAGUGGAGGGACCCAGGAGGAAGGACGAUGCCGUGGGGUUCAGCAGCCCUGCGUCAGGGCAGCCGUGGGCCGUUCCACGUGGAGUCGCUCCUACUGGUCACAGGCUGCUCUGUGGCGAGCGUGACUUGCUCCAUCAGCAACCCCCCUGGGUGAGGAGAAAAGACGGCAGCCUCUUCUCUCUCAGAGUCCAAGAUGAGUUUUUCGUGGAAGAUACUGCCUAUUUAGGGGUUGCUUCUUGCUGUGACCAUUGGCCUGACCAGGAGGAGGAGCUAUAAAAAAGUGAAUGUGACUCUGGAUGCUGCCACAGCUCACCUGAAAUCGGCUCUCCUGCAGGAGCACAAGAGCAUAACCCGUGAACACUCAGUCAGCCAGCUGUCCCGCCGAGAGCUGACGGCCUUCUCUGUACACCGGGCUGGGAGAGGCUUAUGUCAGCGAGGUGGGACGACAGCUGGACGUCAGGGAUGAGAGAGAAUGGGCUCUGGGCAUUGAGGACAAUGUCUUGAGGAAGAAAGUCAUUUACAUGAGUUGCUAUGGAAAUGAAUACUGAGCCAUCAGAUCUCCUCCAAACCUCUCCCUAAGGUGGCCCCUGGUCAUCAGUCUCCCUUACUGUGACUCGGGAUCCUUCUCCCUUGUAACCUGACCAAGUGCCCUCUCUUCACCUCCCCCAAAGCUUUCUUCUCUGAGAAUUUGCACCCCCUUUUCACUUACUGCU